Molecule: messenger RNA, 2578 nt
Organism: Homarus americanus (American lobster)
Lineage: Eukaryota; Metazoa; Arthropoda; Malacostraca; Decapoda; Nephropidae
Product: 4-galactosyl-N-acetylglucosaminide 3-alpha-L-fucosyltransferase FUT6-like
Exons: 7
Coding region: 305-1540 (411 amino acids)
Cellular component (GO): membrane
Molecular function (GO): alpha-(1->3)-fucosyltransferase activity
Source: RefSeq, a predicted model, not a curated record
AUUAUCGCCUAGCGGCGAAUUGACGCCAUACAGAAGUUUGACCUUUUGUUGUUCAGGUCAAGAACGGUGAAGAAAAAAGUCAACCGGAAUUUACGAGUUAAUAUAAAUGAUUUUAAAUGAGACAUUGUAACGGAAGAAAAAAAAACACAUCAACUAGGUUUCACUAUAAGAUAAAUCAGCUGGUGAUAUUCCCACAACUUCUCCACAACCCAACAAUCUCCACCACAACCCUGCAGCCUCCACCAUAGCCCUGCAGCCUCCACCACAACCCUGCAGCCUCCACCAUAGCCCUUACUCCAUAAAGAUGAGCCGGUCGUUGAGUAAAUUGAAGCUGGUCCUGCAGGCCGGUGCUGUGGCGACCUUUUCUUUAGGCUUCCUCGUCUUGCUACGGAAAACACGAGAUGCUCCACCGCAGUUUGAGGACGAGUACUUCUCACCUCUCAUGUCCGCCUACCGUGACGCUGUUCUGACACCCUCCCCAACCACUCCUACAUGCAGCUUCAGGUCAGGUGAGGUGCCCACCUUUCUCUUGUGGUCAGAACCUUUCGACGAGAAAUUUUGGGAUUCCCAGUUGACCCAUAUCAAGAAAGGCCUGUGUCCUAAACCCUGUAAUUUCACCUUCAACGUGUCCCAGGUGGCUCGUGUCGACGCUGUGGUGGUAUACCUACGAGGUGUACGAAGCAAGCAGCGAGUGUUGGAACAACUGGCGCCCAGGGACCCUACCCAACCCUGGAUCAUCACUACCUUCGAGGCACCGCCCAGGGCCAACAGCAUCCACCAUACAGAUUACCGCUCCCUCAAUGGUGUCUUCAACCGCACGAUGCUCUACCGCAGAGAUUCUGACGUCAUGGUGCCUCAUGGAUUCAUCGUGCGUCGUGAUGAGGCAGAGCUGCUGCCUGCCUCGUGGCGUAUCCCUCCACUGCCACACCCAGGAGACUGGCAUGCACGCAAGCCUAUUGUCGCUUUUAUCUCCAACUGCAAGGCCAAAAGCGGCCGUCUGGAGUAUGUACACGCCCUUCAAAAACAUAUUCCUGUUGAUGUCUACGGCAGGUGUGGUACUCUAAAGUGCGGCGAAUCAAUGUACGUCAAGCAUCAGUACGACCCGACAAAAUAUAAUUGUUUUCGAAAAGCUGGCGAGACUUAUCUCUUCUUUCUAGCCUUUGAGAAUUCCCUCUGCACUGACUACGUCACAGAGAAGCUCUACAAUUUCCUGUUUUACCCGAUGGUGCCCAUAGUUUUCGGCUCGGCCAACUACUCAGCUCUCCUCCCACCUAACUCCUACCUCGAUGCUCGACAGUACGCACCAAAACAACUCGCUGCUAAACUCGAGUUCUUGGCGAAUAACCCUGAGGAGUACCAGAAGUACUUGGCCUGGCGAGAUUACUACCAGCCUUCCACAGUUGGCGGGGAGCGCACACUGUGUCACCUGUGUGUUCGAUUACACGAUCCCAAGUUUUAUGAACAUCAGGUUAUAGAAGACUUUUAUGACUGGUUCAUGAGCAGAUCUGAACCUAUAGAUGGUCACGGAAGAUGCCAGUAAGUGGACAAAUACCCACAACAGCUGGGCUUCUAUUCCAUCUCAUUGGUUCAGAGUAACAACGGGAAGCCUGCAACAGAGACAACUGAAGGCCAUAGUCAACAGAGAAGUGUUGUGAGUGCUUGCAUUUAUUUAUCUUACGGGACACUAUUCAUCAUUACCAAUUCAAGAGUCAUCAAGAAGCUUAAUAUUGGUAACAGUGAUUAAAGACUCGUGCAAUAUUGCCAGAUCAAGAUUCCUCGAGAGGUUGUGUUUUAUCAACAGUGAUUAUGAUGGUAACUGGUAAGAUUCAUUCAUAGUUAAGUAGUGAAACGUUAUCAUCUAAGACUUGUCAGCGUCCCGGGAAUCUUAACUUAGGCGCCCUUAAUACAUACAGUUCAAAUACAAUUGUUAUAUUUUAUUUCAUGAGGAAAAAUUAAAAAAUUAAGAACAAAAGAGUUUAUACAGGUAAAUUCAUUACAUCACAUGUAACUCACUUCAAACCCAGGGAAACCAGCUGAAACCAAAUGACCAACCAAAUAUUGGCUUCCCUGUGGCAUACCUGAGGAGCCUAGGGGUGGACUAUGGGGUACUGUAGGGGUAAGUUCAUUUCAAAGCGGGAAGUGGGUAUCUUGAGUGCAUUUCAAGACAAUAAUGCAAUUUAUAUAUAGAAUAGGUUAGAUAGAAAGUAAUUUCGUUGUAAUGGAUAAUAAUUGAUUGAGAAAAGCAUUACAGGUUACUAGAAAAUAAAAUUUCACAUUCAUACAUCGGAUAUGAUCUAUACAAAUGCAUCAAAUGGAAUGAAGUAAGACAAAAGAGUAAAUAUUUCAUUGUUGGUACAAUUAAGGAUGCACCGGAACUUAGUGCCGGCCAGAAUCUCAAUUUUUAUGAAGUUUGGGUUCCGGACGAAACUUUAGAAAAAUAACCUGCCGGAACCGGAACAUUUUAUUGUGAUAUUGGUGACUGUUUCAUGAAUUAAAACAUGUUUUUAUUAUUGUUAUUAUGUUCAAGACUUUUGACCCCGAUUGUACAUUUAGAUAAUAAUAAUAGUUAUUUAUUUAC